AUGGCAUUCGGUUCGUUGGAGGUCGUUUUUGCAGCAGAGGGUUCUCCGAAGACUGGGAUAUACCGCGGGAAACUAAGUACAACUCGCCGGGUCCUUUUCGCGUUCAUCACGGUCAUGGUUCGCAAACUCAAAGUAACCAUAGGGCCAUCUCGCCUCUCAAAGAUACUAGAACACCUCCAUUCCUCACCAAGACUCUCAUUAUUUGGCCUUCGGGCAAUACGACUCUCAUACGCGUUUCGGAAUGACCAUUUUGGUGCCCGGCAUUUCGUGAAAGAGGACCUUCCUAGAAUACGACAUGCGAAUCCGUCGUUGAAGAUAGAGGUUGAGAAAGUGCUUAAAACAGCACAAGAGCAGUGGCGGCCUGAGAUGGAACUUCAAUUAGAGGAUGGAACACUGAAAACUAUUGAUAUGCACAAGAAAUGGUCGACGAAUAUUCUUAAGGAGCUCAUGGAAGUUGCAGGCGGUGAUCCAUGGCGGAAAUGGAAGAACAAAGCGCAAAGAGAAGGGCAUCCUCUCGUUCAAGGAGAGGAAAUCGAACGACCAACGCCUCUUCCUCCUACUGGAAUGCUCCCCCUUCCCAAUCUCAAAGUUUACCGUGAAACACAUCCUCCCGAAUCAAAGGAAAAGAAGGUUGAGAAGAAGAAGGAUCCCAGUAAAAGGAUCUCUUUGGACGCCUCAAAAAAGAAGGAAGCUCCUACAUCACAAGCUGAUUUGUCCAAUCUGACGACGAAAACGGGUGCGGCUGCUGUACUACCUUGAUAGUAUGGCUGAUUCAUUCUAUUAUGGUACUUCACAACUCAUGUAAUAACUUAACAACCGUGAUUACACGCUAUCAAAACAAGAGAAAAGGGUAUCACUUCGAACUGAGCAACCCAGCAAUCCAAAU
Molecule: messenger RNA, 886 nt
Organism: Marasmius oreades (fairy-ring Marasmius)
Lineage: Eukaryota; Fungi; Basidiomycota; Agaricomycetes; Agaricales; Marasmiaceae
Exons: 4
Coding region: 1-759 (252 amino acids)
Cellular component (GO): mitochondrion
Molecular function (GO): structural constituent of ribosome
Source: RefSeq, a predicted model, not a curated record